Messenger RNA from Neodiprion fabricii, 1665 nucleotides. It is a transcript of the gene mRpL38, whose product is annotated as 39S ribosomal protein L38, mitochondrial. Gene Ontology annotation, cellular component: mitochondrial large ribosomal subunit. Bases 48 to 1250 code for a protein of 400 amino acids. NCBI's taxonomy places the organism in Eukaryota, Metazoa, Arthropoda, Insecta, Hymenoptera, Diprionidae. The record is from RefSeq and is a predicted model, not a curated record. The transcript has 6 exons.
AAAAAGGAAAAAGUAUGUUUACGGGGGUAGCAGACGAAGUUUGAAAAAUGGCGAACGCGUUAUUUAGGAUAAUUUCGAGCGAGUUGAUAGCUACUAAAGGUCAGCAGAUACGUUAUGGGCACAGAAUGCGAGGGAAACCGCCCGGAGUAGCAAGGAGCUUGGAACAACGACUUGAAGAACUCAGACCAUAUGACCCUGCGCUAAACUUUAAAGUGGAUAUUGGAUUACCGGCUGUUCGAAGAUCUAGAAGUGAAAUUCUUGCUCAGCAGCUCGAACGUCGCAAGAAAAUCCAGUCAGAUCCCAACUUGGAACGACUUGCACGACACUUGCAGCUUAGAAUUGAUCUAGAUGAGACACAAAAGAUAUGGCAGCAGACUUCCGCAGCUGACGACUGUCGUAAAAUUGCUGAUCACUAUGGCAUCUUCAAAGACCUUUAUGGAGAUGCUUAUUUCACUCCCAGAGUCCCACUGAACAUCAGUUACACCAUUAAUGAUGAUGGAGAUGUCUCAAAGGUAUUUAGGGGAAAUAUUCUUAAGCCUCUCGAAACUAGCAAAUCACCUCAAGUUGCAUACGAGUCCGACCCAAAUACCUUGUGGACGCUGCUGCUGACUUGCCCAGAUGGAAACUUGGUUGAGGAGAAUAGCGAAUAUUGCCAUUGGUUUAUUGGUAAUAUUCCUGGAAGCGAUAUGGAAAAAGGCGAGCUGUUGAUGGAUUACCUGAAGCCCAUUCCGCUAAGCGGAACUGGCUACCAUAGAUACAUUUUCAUUCUUUAUAAACAAGAUAAGCAACUUGAUUUUUCAGCUUUUAAGAAGGAACAGCCAUGCCUUUCCUUGAAAGAACGUAACUGGAACACUUACAAUUUCUACAAAGAUCAUCAGGACGUUUUGACGCCUGCUGGGCUCUCCUUUUUUCAAGCUGACUGGGAUCCCUCCGUCAAAGACUUUUUCCACGAAACUCUUGGUACAAAGGAGCCCACAUUUGAGUACGAUUUCCCACCACCUUAUAUUGCUAAACAGAGGUGGUUCCCUCUGAGAAUGCCGUUCAAUCUGUACAUGGACAAGUAUCGAGAUCCGAAGCAAAUUCACAAAGAAUAUUUGUUGAAAAAAUUGAAGAAAGCUCAUCCAUUUAAAGAGCCAGAAGCACCUCUGCGCUAUCCAAAUGCUCAAUACAUUGAUCGUAGCGUUCCUUCCUGGUUGAACCUUGAAAUAAGAAAAGAUCGCCUGGGCUGGGGACGAAUCAAUGAUGUUUAGGUUUUUCAACAUCAUAGGUAUUAACAUUACAUAAUGUAUGAAUAUUAUUUUUUUUUUUUUUCAACUGUAAAACGUCAUAAAAGUCUAUAUUUUAGCAGUUUAUCACAUCGUUUUCAUUUCAAUCUUUCAAAAAAAAAAAAAACAGUAAUGCGUUCAACAUACGCAGCAGCGAGUGUGUGUCAACACAUCGAAAAGGCGAAUCUUGAAGUUUCUUCGUCUUAUUGUACAUGAAUCAAUCAUGUAACAGUGCCAGCUCCUAUUUAAGCUACCAAAAAUGAAGGACUAGUAAUUACCGUAGUUCUGUUUUUGCGGUCACGCAUCAAAAUAACACUUCCUUGUAUAAAAAUCACCUGUAAUUAGACGGAGAGGAAAAAAAGAGUAACAAAUGAACAUACAAUUUAUUAUUUUUUGAGAA